Molecule: messenger RNA, 816 nt
Organism: Dendrobium catenatum
Lineage: Eukaryota; Viridiplantae; Streptophyta; Magnoliopsida; Asparagales; Orchidaceae
Exons: 3
Coding region: 1-816 (271 amino acids)
Source: RefSeq, a predicted model, not a curated record
AUGGGUAUAGGAUGGUUCUUAUGCUCUUUCUUUUCAGAAGAAAUGGUUGAAGCAGUGCAUUCUGGUGGCCCGUGGUUUUUAAAUGGACACAUAAUAGGUAUGGAGAAGUGGACUCCUGAAUUUAAUACUUCUUCUAUUAAGGGACUUUCUUCUCCAAUUUGGAUUAGAAUGCCCCAUUUACCUUUGCAAUGUUGGGAUGAGAAGAAUAUAGCAUGUAUAGCUUCUAGAAUUGGAAAACCACUAAUGAUGGAUGGCAACAUGUUCCAUUGGGCGAGAAGAGAAUUUGCAAUAGUAUGUGUAAGAAUCAAACUUGAUCAACCCCUUCCAACAAGACUUUGGGUGGAUAGCAUUGCUGGAAGGUUCUUCAAAAAUGUGGAAUAUGAGAAGGUUUCUAACUUUUGCUUUGUAUGUGGAAAGAUUGAUCAUGCGAAUAAGGAAUGUGGUCAAAAAGAAAAUAUUCCUAAAAUACUGAAUGUUGAUAAUGGAGGUGAAAUUGAGAAGGAAGUGCAGAUUAUGCUAGAUGCUGAUAUAAGAGAAAACUUUUCUCUUGUGAAUACUGGAAAACCAUGUAUUCCCUAUCAUGAUUCAAAUGUAUAUGACAACAAUAAUUCUGGGAAGAUUGCAGAUAAUAAAUUAACCGUGGAAACUCAUCAAGUUAAUAUGUUUUCUAUCCUUCAAUCAGUCAAUGAAGAUAGAUAUGAAGACGUGUCUAUACAGAACUCUAUGAUGAGUAAUGAAGAUGGUAAUGAAGAUGGGAAACUGAAAAUUGAAGCAAAAACUGUUAAUGGCACAGAUGAAGAUGUCCCAGUUAUGUAA